AUCGCCCUGCGGCCAGGGCGGGCGCGGCACGGCGCGGCACGGCGCGGCACGGCGCGCAGAGCCCCGCUCGGCUCGGGCUCCUCCCGCGGGAGGCCGGGCGGGCCGGGCCCCGCCUGCCCGGCAUGGCGGAGGAGCGGCGCUUCCGCUCGGCCUCCGGCGUGCCGAUCGCGCUGCGGCGCCGCCAGCACAGCGCGUCGUGCCGGGAGCUGGCGGUGCGCGGCCCCCGCCUGCAGCUGCGCUCGCUCAGCGCCGCCACCUCCGCCGUCUGGCUGGCGGCCUACGGGCUCUUCGCGCUCAGCGAGAACAGCAUGGUGCUGUCUGCUGCCAUCUUCAUCACGCUGAUUGGCCUGAUCAUAUACCUGCACUUCGUGAAGAUUGACCAGGAAUCCCUGCUGGUCAUCGGCUCACUCGGCAUUCAGGUGACUUCGUCCUAUGCCUCAGGGAAAGAGAGCACGCUCUUCAUUGAGAUGGGUCAAGUGAAGGAUGUGGUUAUCAAUGAAGCCAUCCAUAUGCAAAAAGUUAUCUACUACCUGUGUAUCCUCCUUCAGGACCCUGAAGAUCCUCAAGGAGUAUCUGAGGUUGUGCCCCUCUUUCAGAGCUCCAAGCCACGACUGGACUGCUUGAUAGAAGUGUACAAAAGUUGUCAAGAGAUCCUGGAGCAGAGGAAGACAGCUCCACAAUCAAGUGAAAUAAAAUAGCUGAAUAAAAGGCAGCAGACUUUCAGCAGGACUCAGAGGGACACAUGGAAAAGCACGAAGAACUGCCCCAUGAGCAGAUCAUUUUAGGCUCAGACAAAAAGGGUUUUUGUUGCCUCUCCAGGAAAGAAUUAUGGGGAAAUAGCGCAAAGGGAGACAAGAAAAUGCAUCAAUUUUUUACUCUUUCAUGCAUCUGAAAAUUAGGCUAAUUUUAUAAAAUAACUUUGGCUGGACUGCCAUUAGUAUGCA
This is a messenger RNA of Prinia subflava (tawny-flanked prinia), 944 nucleotides long. RefSeq names its product phosphatidylinositol glycan anchor biosynthesis class H (gene PIGH). Gene Ontology annotation, biological process: GPI anchor biosynthetic process. Lineage: Eukaryota; Metazoa; Chordata; Aves; Passeriformes; Cisticolidae. The transcript is spliced from 4 exons. The coding region runs from base 123 to 698 and encodes 191 amino acids. The record is from RefSeq and is a predicted model, not a curated record. Gene Ontology annotation, cellular component: glycosylphosphatidylinositol-N-acetylglucosaminyltransferase (GPI-GnT) complex.